Messenger RNA from Micropterus dolomieu (smallmouth bass), 2115 nucleotides. It is a transcript of the gene dbt, whose product is annotated as dihydrolipoamide branched chain transacylase E2. Gene Ontology annotation, cellular component: mitochondrion; cytoplasm. NCBI's taxonomy places the organism in Eukaryota, Metazoa, Chordata, Actinopteri, Centrarchiformes, Centrarchidae. The record is from RefSeq and is a predicted model, not a curated record. Gene Ontology annotation, molecular function: acetyltransferase activity; lipoic acid binding. Bases 292 to 1056 code for a protein of 254 amino acids. The transcript has 5 exons.
CCCCAGUGUAAAUGACUGGGGAAUAGACUGAUGUUCUAAUGUUUCUCAGUUAGCUGCUGCAUGAAGCCGAGAGGUUUUCUGAAUCCGGUCCCUGGAGCAGGUUUUCUCAGAGCACAUCUUGGUGUUGACGGUCUUGGUGUUCACAGUAAUGGAAAGCUGAGGCUCAGUAGCAGAUCUGUGCGGGAUAUUAUGAACAGUGAGGACACAGGAAGUGGGCCACAUCUUCUCAAGCACGCUUACCUUCCAACACCAUUUUCACACUGAGGCUGUGAACUUUCUCAGCUGACAUACAUGACGCUAAUACUGCUGUACACACACAGGAUCCCGCAGGGGGUGAAGUCUCCUGCUGAGGGUCUGUUGGCGUUUUUCCCGUCUGCAGGUUUCCACAAAGCGAUGGUGAAGACGAUGACAGCGGCUCUGAAGAUUCCUCACUUCGGUUACUGUGACGAGGUGGACCUGAGCCGCCUGGUGUCUCUGAGAGCUGAGCUCAAGUCCACCACCGAGGCCCGGGGGGUCCGACUGAGCUACAUGCCCUUCUUCAUCAAGGCCGCCUCCCUCAGCCUGCUCCACUUUCCGGUCCUGAACGCCUCGGUGGACGAAGGCUGCCAGAACAUCACGUACAAGGCGUCUCAUAACAUCGGGCUGGCGAUGGACACCAAUCAGGGUCUGCUGGUUCCCAACGUGAAGAACGUUCAGCUGCUCACCGUGUUCCAGAUCGCUCAGGAGCUGAACCGCCUGCAGACGCUCGGCGCCGCGGGUCAGCUGGGAACCUCGGAGCUGAGCGGAGGAACCUUCACCCUGUCCAACAUUGGAUCAAUCGGAGGGACGUACGCCAAACCGGUCAUCCUGCCUCCGGAGGUCGCCAUCGGAGCCCUGGGGAAAAUCCAGGUUCUUCCUCGGUUCGGCGCCGGCGGUCAGGUGGUCCGGGCUCAUAUCAUGAACGUCAGCUGGUCGGCGGAUCAUCGCGUCAUCGACGGAGCCACCAUGUGUCGCUUCUCCAACCUGUGGAGGGAGUACCUGGAGAACCCGGCCAGCAUGGUGCUGGACCUCAAAUAGACUGGGGGGGGGGGGGGUGGAUGUCUCCCAUCAGCCCCGGGGGGACGGAGAUGCCACACUAACAGACUUCACUCCGCCUCCCGCCGCCUUCGCUUCCUGUUUCUGUUCGAGGCCUUCGUGGUCACUGUCCUUCUCUUGUUGCCUUCGAGCAAGGCGCCGGGAGGGGGAGGAGCCUGUCAAUCAAGUUGUUUCCAUGACAGCCAAUAACACACACACUCACAGGUAGUUAGUUUGGUUUUUAGGUUCCUGGUAGAAACAGGAUCAGACGUUUUUCAGUGUUUCAGUCCUCAGACCUCCACCGACAGGAGCCGUCUGGACCUGGAUGCGGAGCUGGUCUGAGACCUGUAACAUGGACUGAAACUCUGGAAGCGGUAGUUUGGUCCUUUUAACCUUCACUGUUUCUGUGGUUAUUAAACUGUUCAUGGUCUGUCGGGCUGCAGGUCAUGUGACCGGCCCGUAGCUCAGCGGGUCAUGUGACCGGCCCGUAGUCCUCCUUGGGUCCUCCUGCUGUCUCUGCCUGGUCUCAUAUUAACAGACAUGGACUAGCCGUCCCCCUCUGGAUCUGGCCUCUGCUGGCCUGUUUGGGGUGAGUUAUUAGUGAAGUCUGGUUCCUGCUGGUGUGAAAGGGGUCUCUCUGUAGACCUGCUCCCCUGGUGGUUUAUAACCUCCCGUCUGUAGAAACUGACCUGUGAUCAAAUCCAGUCUCUUCCUCCCCGAAGCAGCCGGGCGCCCUCUGCUCCUCCCAGUGGCUGCUGGGUAAAGACCAGGUGGUGUCUGUGUUCUGUUCUGGUCCAUCUCUCGUGAACUUUUCCAGUUUGUGUUUUUGUUUCAGCGACUAAAUGUAAAAGUAUAAAAACAGACACUUGGGUUUUGUAGUUUUGGGAAUGUGGAAUCAGUUUUUGUAGAUGAAGCGUUUCCCAGACCCGUUCUGGUUCCCCAGGUCAGACUGACGGGGUUUCUGGUUCCCCAGGUCAGACUGACGGGGGGUCCGGGUCUGGGAAAUGCUCCUGACCCGUUUGAAUCCUGUGAAUCACUCUGAAUAAAGUUGAAGUGCACAAA